CUCCAGCACCCCGCCCCACAUCCCUGCAGCAAAUCCAGUUUGCUGAUGACAUGCAGGAGUUCACCAAAUUCCCCACCAAAACUGGCCGAAGAUCUUUGUCUCGCUCGAUUUCACAGUCCUCCACUGACAGCUACAGUUCAGCUGCAUCCUACACAGAUAGCUCUGAUGACGAGGUUUCUCCCCGAGAGAAGCAGCAAACCAACUCCAAGGGCAGCAGCAAUUUCUGUGUGAAGAACAUCAAGCAGGCAGAAUUUGGACGCCGGGAGAUUGAGAUUGCAGAGCAAGACAUGUCUGCUCUGAUUUCACUCAGGAAACGUGCUCAGGGGGAGAAGCCCUUGGCUGGUGCUAAAAUAGUGGGCUGUACACACAUCACAGCCCAGACAGCGGUGUUGAUUGAGACACUCUGUGCUCUGGGGGCUCAGUGCCGCUGGUCUGCUUGUAACAUCUACUCAACUCAGAAUGAAGUAGCUGCGCCACGGCUUAAACAUGGAGUUGCAGUGUUCGCUUGGAAGGGCGAGUCAGAAGAUGACUUCUGGUGGUGUAUUGACCGCUGUGUGAACAUGGAUGGGUGGCAGGCCAACAUGAUCCUGGAUGAUGGGGGAGACUUAACCCACUGGGUUUAUAAGAAGUAUCCAAACGUGUUUAAGAAGAUCCGAGGCAUUGUGGAAGAGAGCGUGACUGGUGUUCACAGGCUAUAUCAGCUCUCCAAAGCUGGGAAGCUCUGUGUUCCGGCCAUGAACGUCAAUGAUUCUGUUACCAAACAGAAGUUUGAUAACUUGUACUGCUGCCGAGAAUCCAUUUUGGAUGGCCUGAAGAGGACCACAGAUGUGAUGUUUGGUGGGAAACAAGUGGUGGUGUGUGGCUAUGGUGAGGUAGGCAAGGGCUGCUGUGCUGCUCUCAAAGCUCUUGGAGCAAUUGUCUACAUUACCGAAAUCGACCCCAUCUGUGCUCUGCAGGCUUGCAUGGAUGGGUUCAGGGUGGUAAAGUUAAAUGAAGUCAUCCGGCAAGUUGAUGUCGUAAUAACUUGCACAGGAAAUAAGAAUGUAGUGACACGGGAGCACUUGGAUCGCAUGAAAAACAGUUGUAUCGUAUGCAAUAUGGGCCAUUCCAAUACGGAAAUCGAUGUGACCAGCCUCCGCACUCCAGAGCUGACGUGGGAGCGAGUACGUUCUCAGGUGGACCAUGUCAUCUGGCCAGAUGGCAAACGAGUUGUCCUCCUGGCAGAGGGUCGUCUACUCAAUUUGAGCUGCUCCACAGUUCCCACCUUUGUUCUGUCCAUCACAGCCACAACACAGGCUUUGGCACUGAUAGAACUCUAUAAUGCACCUGAGGGACGAUACAAGCAGGAUGUAUACUUGCUUCCUAAGAAAAUGGAUGAAUACGUUGCCAGCUUGCACCUGCCAUCAUUUGAUGCCCACCUUACAGAGCUGACAGAUGACCAAGCAAAAUAUCUGGGACUCAACAAAAAUGGGCCAUUCAAACCUAAUUAUUACAGGUAA
Molecule: messenger RNA, 1499 nt
Organism: Mandrillus leucophaeus (drill)
Lineage: Eukaryota; Metazoa; Chordata; Mammalia; Primates; Cercopithecidae
Gene: AHCYL1
Product: adenosylhomocysteinase-like 1
Exons: 16
Coding region: 51-1499 (482 amino acids)
Biological process (GO): L-methionine cycle
Cellular component (GO): cytosol
Source: RefSeq, a predicted model, not a curated record